Ectocarpus sp. CCAP 1310/34 is the source of this 662-nucleotide messenger RNA. The record is from the annotation of a GenBank genome assembly. Lineage: Eukaryota; Phaeophyceae; Ectocarpales; Ectocarpaceae.
AUGGUGUGGAUUAUCGUGAGACUUUCUCGCCUACUGCAAAUAAAAUGCUACAUCAAUCCGUUUGGUAUUAUGGUAGCAUUGGCGUGCAAGUACAACUUGGAAUUACUCCGCUUUGACAUUGAGCAAGCGUUUGCUCAGUCGGAAUUGGAUCACGAGGUGUUCAUGAAGUUGCCUCCUGGCUGCAAGUCGAUGUCAUGAAAGAUCGUCCGUUUAGACAAGAGUUUGGAUGGACUGAGGCAGGCAUGUAGAACAUUUCUCAAGAGAUUUGUGUCGGACCUGAAGAGGAUUAGUGUCGAACAAUCUCUAUCUGACCCCUGUGUUCUGCGUUUCAUGAUGGGAAACGACGUGAGUGAUGGGUAUGAUCGCGAUUCAUAUGGAUGACAUUCUGUAAAGAGGAAUUGAGAGGCUUGCCAAGAUAGUUGUGCAAGCGCUAGGUGUCUCUUUUCACACGAAGAAUUUGGGCGAGGUCACGUUCGUUCUUGGUUGCGCAUGUAGCCGCGACCGCGAGGCUGGCACGAUUGAGAUGUCUCAAGAGCGUUGCGUCAGGAGUGCUCUCGAGAGCUUCGAUAUUGAUCGCACCAGCUCGACCCUGAUUCCCCUGCUAGUGUUUACAGGUCCGUGAUGGAGGAGGAGAAGGCAGGGGAUGUGCCGUUCCGAGAGGU